AUGUGGCAUCCGAACAUCUUUGCAGACGGGCGAGUGUGCAUCUCCAUUCUCCAUCCUCCGGGCACCGACCGAUUCAACGACCAGGAGACGGCGGACGAGAGGUGGCGGCCGAUCCUCGGCGUGCACAGCAUCCUGAUCAGCGCCGGGAGCCCCGAAGUUUCCUUAGUUUCGGGGGGCCUUGGGGCGUCUUUCGGGGUAAUGGCUUUUUAG
Symbiodinium sp. CCMP2592 is the source of this 210-nucleotide messenger RNA. NCBI's taxonomy places the organism in Eukaryota, Dinophyceae, Suessiales, Symbiodiniaceae. The record is from the annotation of a GenBank genome assembly.